GAACCCAAAAUGGCGGCUACAUUUGCUCGAAAAACUUGUUCUCUUGUCACUUGUUUUCCUGCCCGUGUUUCUGAAUGUUUCUGUCCUUGUACGUUACUGAACGUUUCAAGAAUGCAUUUGAGAUAUAAGGGUCACAGUAAAUGGCAAAAUAUUAAAUUCAAGAAGGCACACAUUGACUUUGCUCGAAGCAAGGAAUUUGGAAAACUUUCGAUGGAGAUUAUUACAGCUGUUAGGGGUAAGGAUAAGUCUAUCAUUUAAGCUUACUUUACAGUGAAAUAAAUAGUUAUAGACAAUACUAUUGAGUUUAAUUUAAUUACGACUCAUAAAGGCUGUAAAGAAAAAAAGAAGGAUAUUUCAAGAGUAUAUCUACCGUCCGAGGCAAAGGACAAAAUAUGGGGUGGACCAUGGCCCACUCCAUGGGGUAGGCCAUAGGGUAGGUCAUGGUGUGGGGAUGGUCAAUUUUCCAAAAGAGAAAAAAAAAAUUAAUCAUUAUAAACAAUACUUAUGCUACCAAUUUUAUUAAUUUUAUAUUAAAUGAAUAAAAUGAAUAUUAUUGGGCCCUUUUGUAAAUCAUGUUUUUAAUUAUGAUUUUACAAUAUUAUCAUCACACCACCCAAGGGGUGGGUGGGUGUCGUGGUACAAAGCUCUUUCUUUCUUGGUUGAAAAUUUAAAAUUUGAUGUGUUGGAUUUUGAGAAGAAGGAAAAAUAAGGGGUCUCGUAGAAAAAUCCCCCAGAGCAACAGGCAAGGAGCCAACAACAAACUGAACAAACACUGAGCAUCGACACUGGGAUGCAAACCUGGCCACAUUGGUGGCAGGCGAGUGAUCUUAACACUUGGUGCGACCUUUGCUCUCCUGGGAAAUAUAUAGAAUGACACAAGUCUUUUUCCCCUUUUUUUUGCAGGAGGUUAAUAGCACGUAUGUAUAAUAAUCAUAUAAAUAUUAUUGUACCAGUCCGUGCACAGGUGUGAGCAGCCCACUGCCUUCUUGUAUGAUGUACAAAUUUCUAUAAAUUAAGUUAUAGUAUCAUUAGUGACAGGUGCAUGAUCAACAUAUUAGAAUAUAUAAGUGUUACAGGUCAAAAUUAAAUUCAGGUUAAGGAAAUAGACAGUCAACCUAGGUUAAAAAAAUUUAAUUUUGACCUGUGAUAUAAGCACUAUACAAGUACAUCUUUACAUUUUGGCUGGUUGCUUACAGGAGUUUUGAAUUGCUUUGCAGUUAUUUUUUAUUCAACUAGUGGAUGACUUUUCUUUUUCAGAGUCAGGGCCAGAUGUUAAGUUUAAUAGUCGCUUGGAAGGUCUUAUUGAAAAAGCAAGAACCAUAAGCAUGCCAAAAGAAAAGAUUGAAAAUGCAAUCAAAUCUGGGACAGGGGUUAGUUUAAACUUAAUAGUUCUUCAGGAAGUACUGGUACUUGCUCUGCUGCUUUCAUUUAUCAUUUGUCUUGACUAGUCAUUUUUAUGCUAAAAAUAAUUUAUGUUAAAAAAUAUGCUAAAAAAUAAAACUUUUUCCUUAGUAUUAAGUGUUUUGGGAUUGCACCUACAUUCAUACUACCGCUUUUAUAUUGUUAGUAAGUCUUAGUCUUUAGCUCUCAUUAACUAUUUUCUUCAUUUUCUCCCUUCUCUUUCACCCUCGUCCCCAUGGAUUAUUUUCUGUUAGAAAGUAGGAGAGGCAGGAAAAGGCCCUUAGCUGGCAUUAGCUGUUAAUAUCUCCCCUCAGACGCCCCAAAAUUGUAAUGUGUAAUAAAUUUUGAGCUCUGUGUGAAAUGCAAUAUAAAGCUCAAAUCAUGCGUACCGCACUGUACACAACCUGAGGUCCCAGGGAGGAGUUGGGGGUACUCAACAAAGUCUUAUACUGGAAGGCUCCAUUCCAAGGGAGUCACUCUGUUACCCUUUUAUAUACCAUUUUUGACAGAAAGGGUACCCCUUUUGUGUACCCUCCAUUUAAAAAUGGUACCCCUUUUACAUACCGUUGCAUCCCUUUUAACUGCUGAAAAUGCACUAUUUUUGAAAUAUGAGUAAAUCACAAAACCUGACAUUUUUUCAACUUUUUCCCAGCCAGAAAAUACAUCUGUUAGCCCUCUCAGGCCUUUGUACAGUGACUGAAAUGGCUGAUUCCACUACCCUUGCCAUAUUCUUCAACUACCGGUAGUUGUAUCCCUACCCAUUUAUAUACCUGAAGCCUAAAAAAGGUACCCUUUCAGGCAAGACCUCCCUGUAGAGGCCAUUAUAGGGAGUAUCACCCGCAGCCUAAGGUGGCCUUUUACAUCUUUGACUUGAGGCAAGUGUACAUUGUACAGGAUAAUUAUUCCUUCUCCUUCUUUUUUUCCCUUGAGUUCCUUUCUUCACUCCCAAUACCUAAUGCAUGUAAAUAAAUAAAUGAUGUCAUGUCCUCUUUACUAAGACUAAAGAUAAUCCUUAUGAAGCAUCUUUGUUGGAGAUAAAGGGUCCUGGUGGCUGUGGUUUGCUUGUCCAGAUACUUACAAGCAACAAAGUUAAAACAAAGAAUGAAAUGAAUACUAUUCUUCGCAAAAAUGGGUAAGUGUCUCUAGAACUUCUACACAACCAGGGGUUGUCAGGAGUGGAGCCAGGAAUUUUUUAUUGAAAAGGUCUAAACUUGUUCAAGGCCUAUACAAAAUCAUUUCUACCCUUUCUGGCAUGCAUUUACUCAUUAUUUUCUAGUAUAGAUGUGACCCUUUGGGCUACCAAAUUCAGUUUCAAUGUUUCUGGUCAGAUGGGUUCUUUAGGGUGGCUGAGACCCGCUGACCAUCUCAUGAAUCCAACAUAAGGAGUGCAGACUUUCCCUGUGUGAGCAGAUGAUAAUAAUAUGAAAAUUACUAAUAGGUCAAAACCCUCAAACAAUUUGCUCUUAACAAAAAUCAGUGGACUAUAUUAACCCUUUCAGCCUUAGUAUCCCCAUCUAAAUUCUGCUGCUGAUUGAUGUCUAUACAGAAUUAGUUAGGGAAAUUCCGUUAAAGAACAAAGCAUUUCCCUUUAGGUGAUCAUUUUUUUUUAUUCUAAUAACCUUCCUCUCUUGUUUUUGUAUUGAUACUGUAGGAGAAAAAUUGAUGUUGGUCAUGCUUGGUACUUUGUAAGGGUUAAUAUAUGGGGGUAUUGAUCAGUAAGAUUAAAAAACAUUCAAGUUAGACAAUCAUGAUACACCUCAGUUUUGGAAGUAACAAGAAAAAAACCGGUAAUUUAUGGAGGACAAAUUGAAAACUGGAGACCGGAGACUAGAGACAAACUAAAGGGGUGAGAACAGAUGUCAGAAUGUGAAAGUGCACCGCUCUGCUGUCACAUCAGGCUUUAACAAACUCACACUACCCACUCAGGCCUAUCCUGCUAGGAUAGCACAGGUCAGAUAAACCAGACUCCUGGGAUUACAUCUUCUUAUUACAUUAUUUUAUAUCUGUUUUAGGGGCAUUUUCAAGGAUGGUGGAUCAGUCACUUUUCAGUAUGAUUACAAAGGUAAUGAUAAUUUAUAAUGGUAAUUGAACUGAGUGGAGUGCAAUUUGGUCUGAAAUCAUACGCGUGAUUUCAAAGUCGAACGAGCGCGCAGUGCGAGUUCGAUUUGAAAUCACAAGUAUGAUUUCAGACCAAAAUUGCACGACACGAAGUUCAAUUACCACUUUAUUACAUCCAUUUUGAAAUCGCAGGAUUUAGUCAGUACUAACUAAAGGCUUUUACAUCUCAUUUUGUAUUCGAAACAGAAAUGAUGCGAUAUAGAACAAAAAUGGUGCGAUCUAAAACAGAAAUGAUGCGAUUUAGAACAUGAAUGACCCGAUUUGGAACAGAUGUGAUUUAGAACAAAAAAUGGUGCGAUUUAGGAAUAAAUCACACUGCUGAGAGCCAAUCAGAUUGCCUGGAUAGCCAGUGAUUUCAAAGUGGAUGUAAUAAAUAAUUUAAAUGUUUUAAAUAUUUCAUGGGCGUGUAUAAUAUGUCUUGGUUUAAUUUCAUUCUUGGUUUAAAUUUUAUUUUCUUUUGUUUCAAAGCCGUUAACAUACAGUACCAUACCCAAAAACAAAGAAAAUAAAAUUUACCGAAGGAUGAAAUUUAACCACAACAUAUUUAUGUCAACAGGGAAGUGAUAUAUUUUUAAUUUUCGCUUUAUUUUAUGAGCUCCAUAGAUAAAAAUUCUAACAUUUGGCACUAAGUUUUAGGAUUAUAAAAUUUGUUACUGAUGACAAUUAGGAGGACUGAUAUCUUUUUUUUAAAGUUUGUUGACAUCACAAGCAAACAAACAAUUUAUUUUUUAGAAAAAUUAAGGUUUCAAGUUACUGCUUGUAGUGAUUCAUUUUCUUUUUAAAUUUGAACAGGAGUUAUAAGUGUUGAAGACUUUCUUUAUACAGAGGAUAAACACAACUUGUCAGAGUAUCCAGAUGAUGACUCUGUUGAAAAAGUGAGUUAUUGAACCAUAAUAAGGAUCAAGUUUCUUUAUUUGAUUACCCAGACAAGCAUUCUAGUAGCAUUUUAAUGGGGAGCUUAAUCAACCAUAACGAGGAAGACAACAACUGUGUCAAAAACUCUUAUAAAUUAUUUGUUGUAUGAGCAAAACAGCUCUGCACAUGCAGCACGUUUUUUAGUACAUUUCUUAGAUGUCCACUCCAUGACUAUGAUGUGAAACCUCCUAAUGCAACAUUUUAUGGAGGAAAUGAACAUACGAUAAUGAAUUUUCCUUCCUCUUUUUGAACCAGGAUAAAAUCUUAAGAAUUCAACUCCAGCGGGUCCAUUUUUGUUGCUUAAGUGCCCUAAUGAUAUCAUAGUGAAAAUGGUCUAUUAUUACCGACAUUUAUUUUUAAAAGUUAAGGCUGUGAUGUUUCCACGACAACCAUAUUAACUUUAAUUGAAGUAGGUAGAUGUUAUAGUCUCGAUUAAUAUUCAGUGUAAGUGUUUUUUUACAAGAGAUGAAACCUUUAUGCAGUUUUAGUUACUGGUAAAAUAAUUAAUGGUCUUUUCUCUGCAGGCUGAAGAGGUAGCUAUAGAAAGUGGGGCAGAGAAUCUGUUCUUCUGUGAGUCAGAAAAUGAUACAAAGAUUAUAAAGGUAUAAUUUUGAAAUAAUUUAUAUGCAAAAACUUGGCCCUAUGUUUAAUUUAGCAGGUUGGAGUGGAGUUUAUAAUAGUCUCAAAUGAUGUUCUAUUUCAUUUCAUUGAUAGUUUAAGUUAAUAAUGAUAUGCUAAUCAUAGGUUAUUAAUCACUAUUUUGAUAUUGUAUUUACUUCAAAGACUAUACACACACAGACCAGAAAUGUGGCUGAAAAAGAUGCCACAGAGAAAAAGAUUUUGCCCAAGUAUAAACAACACUGAACAGUAUCCACCUAAUUGCCUAGAGUUCCUGGACCCUAGGGUUAAAAGGAUUGCUCAUUAUACCGACAUACCCCCUUACAGCACUCCCUGUCGAUUCUUGAAUGCUAUUGUUCUGUCUAUUGUAGUCUUCUGCGAAAAGUUGGGCUUACAAAACUUCUGAAACGAUUUAAACCUUAAGUAGAAAGCAAAAAUUAAUGUAAGACUGCAACAGAAGCAUUCUUGAAUGAAAUGCUAAAUUUGUCUUUGUUUUUUUUUAUUUAUUACAUUUCAGUUCAUAUGUGCUAUUGAGGAUACGAAGAAAGUACAUGACGACUUAUCAGAAAAGUUUCCAAAGAAGAUUCUUUCUUCUGAACUUGAGUAUAUUCCACGAACACUUGUUUCUCUGUCAGAGGAACCUUUACAACAAGCAGAGAAACUAAUAGAUACUCUUGAAGAUCAUGUAGACGUUGUGCGAGUUUAUGAUAAUAUUGAACAUUACCCAAGUACCACAUGCAAGCUGUUUGGUUCUACAUGACCAGAUUGCCUUGGUGAAGGCCAGCUGUCAAUGAAUGAAAGAUGUCUGUUUUUAAUUAGUCUCUAGGCCUUCUUGGGGUCAGUUGAAAAGUUCUCUUCACGACAAGUUUUUUGUCCUUGUCUGAGAUGACUGUAGGCCUCAUUUUACCUACAUAGUCUCCUCACAUAACCCCAAGGAAUACAAUGUUAGCCUUUUCCAGGCAUUCAGAUGGUGGAGUCUGGGUAAGAAAUAAAGCGAGCCAAAAAGGGGAGAGGCUAGAUGAAGGUGAAAACAGGACUGCCAUGAAGCACCAGGGAUGGAGGACAUUUUAAUGCCUUUACAUGAAAUAGCCUUGACAAAAAUUGAAAUGGCUAAAUGAUAUGUUAUCAU
Porites evermanni is the source of this 6181-nucleotide messenger RNA. Lineage: Eukaryota; Metazoa; Cnidaria; Anthozoa; Scleractinia; Poritidae. The record is from the annotation of a GenBank genome assembly.